Messenger RNA from Choloepus didactylus (southern two-toed sloth), 1006 nucleotides. RefSeq names its product transmembrane protein 89 (gene TMEM89). Bases 275 to 1006 code for a protein of 243 amino acids. The transcript is spliced from 2 exons. Lineage: Eukaryota; Metazoa; Chordata; Mammalia; Pilosa; Megalonychidae. The record is from RefSeq and is a predicted model, not a curated record.
GUUCAUGGUGUAUUGUCCUUAUAGUGUACUGUUGGAUUCAAUUUACCAGUAUUUUGUUGAGGAUUGUUGGUGAGUUUUGGUCAAGGUCCUGAUGCAAUCUGAUCCCCAGUUUUGAGCACUCACUCUGGGGCAACAUGGACUUUGGGGGUGCGGCUUGGAGGUAGGGGACCCGUGAGCAGCUUGGUGGCACUUGACCUGCGGUGUUGCUGCCAUUGGUGGAGAGCAGCAGCUUCAGGGUCUGUGGGGUGUUUGGACUUUAGUAGUUGGAUGUUAGAUGGAGGGGAGGGAGGGAAAGGAAGUGCUCCUUCAGCCCUGGGCCAGCCCAGCCUCGGGUCCUAGGGCCCCAAGCCUGCCCCCUGUCCCUAUCCCUGGAACCCAGCUCCUCUUGGCUCUUCCCACUACUAUUUUCUGGCCAGAUCACUUUGUGAGCUCCAGGUGCCCAACUGGAACCUGCUACCUCAGAGCCAGGGUUGCCCCUGGGGGAGGGGCGUUUGCCCGUUGCCAGGCGCUCAGGUUCCGGCCCCUGGCACUUGCCGCAGCCAUGCUUCAGGGACCAUCCUUCCUGCCAUUGUUGCUCCUCCUUGCGAUGCCUGCCCUUGCCCCUGCCUGGUCGCGGCCCCUCUGGUACCAGGUGGGGCUGGACUUGCAGCCUUGGGGGUGUCAGCCGGACAGCCUGGAGGGUUGCAAGGGUGCCCUGGGCUGCCCUAACUAUUGGGUGGGCCUGGGCAUGGGAGACCACAUCUACCCUGUAGCUGGAGUCACGCUCACCACCACCAUGAUGCUGGUGAUCAGCCGUGCGAUGAGGCAGCGGCGGCGUUCUCUGGCCAAGAGUGAGCAACUGCAGAUGACCACUGACCCCUGUAGACCCUGGAAGCGGCGGGCCCCGCUCUCAGACCGCACCCUACUCCUCGGGGUUCUGCACAUGCUAGAUGCCCUCUUGGUCCAUAUCGAGGGCCACCUGCAGCGUCUAGCCACCCAGCAGCAAAUAAAAGGAACUCCCGCCUAG